Molecule: messenger RNA, 2718 nt
Organism: Arctia plantaginis
Lineage: Eukaryota; Metazoa; Arthropoda; Insecta; Lepidoptera; Erebidae
Source: the annotation of a GenBank genome assembly
AUGGAACCGGUAACAGAAGAUCCUAUUGCCAGUGAUGCUGAAGAAGCUCAAAUGUUUGCAGAUAUUAAGUACCCCUUGUUAUCUUUUGAGAAGCAGAUAUUUAUAGAUGCUUUUGAAAAGGAAGCACUUGUCAUAAUGGCCAAAGGAAUUAAUUACAAUAACAUAAUAUCUAAUUUAUUGUGGAUAUAUAGAGACCCUGCCAACUUAGUCCUUGUUAUUAAUAGUAGUGAUCAUGAGGAAAAAUAUUUUACAGAAAGGUUCAAUCUAACACCAUUACCUACUUUAGGAGCAGAUAGGGAAAAGUCAUAUUUAGAGGGGGGUGUCCACUUUGUGUCUACUCGUAUAUUAGUUGUGGAUCUUUUGAAGAACAGGGUACCUAUAUCACAUAUAACUGGCGUUAUAGUUUUAAGAGCACACACUGUUUUAGAAUCAUGUCAAGAAGCAUUUGCACUAAGAUUGUACAGACAAAACAAUAAGAAUUGUAUGGAAUGUGGAGGACAGCACCAUACUGGUUUUGUAAAGGCAUUUUCCAAUUCUCCUAUAUCUUUCACGUUUGGAUUCUAUCAAGUAGAAAAAGUUAUGAGAGCUCUCUUUGUGACUGAACUUUUUUUAUGGCCGAGGUUCCAUGGUGCAGUUAUUCAAAGUCUCAAAAGCCGACAAGCGCACGUUGAAGAACUCCAUGUGCCUCUUACAACAAAUAUGAGCUAUAUUCAGACUUGCUUGCUAGAUAUCAUCAAUUACACUGUAAAACAACUUAAAAGUACUAAUAGAACUUUAGAUAUGCAGGAGAUCACAACGGAAAAUUGUAUAACAAAGAAAUUUCAUAAAAUACUUCAAUCACAACUGGAUAGUGUUUGGCACCAGUUGAGUACCAGAACCAAAGAGUACAUACAAGACCUUAAAGUGCUUAGAAGCAUGACUGUCAAUUUAAUCCACAGUGAUUCAGUGUCAUUUUAUUCUUUAGUUAGUAAAUACAGGACGCCAGAAUAUGCCAAAAUUAAUUCAGGAUGGAUCCUAUUAGACUCCGCUGAGCAAUUGUUCCGAUUAUCACGUGGGCGCGUAUUUAAUCAUAAACAAGAAUUCGACCCUGAACCAUGCCCUAAAUGGAAAUGCCUUAGCGAUUUAUUAUUGAAAGACAUACCAGAUGAAAUAAAAAAGAAAGAUGGCAACAUUUACAAGACCAAAAUAUUAAUCCUUUGCCAAGAUACUAGAACGUGUUCACAAUUAAACCAUUAUCUUACAAUGGGGUCGAAUAAAUAUUUAUUUUACACAGCAUUUAAAAGGGAUGUUACUGUAAAUGCAGUGUCAUCAAAAUAUUCUCAGUUAAAAAAAACAAUGCCAACAGACAAUAUUAAAAAAGAAAAACCAGCAACAAACGAGAACAAUGAUGAUGAUAACAACGAUGAGGAGGAAUUAAAUUUAGAUGAAACUAAGUCCAAUUAUGUGUUGACUUUAACACAAGUUGCUUCACAAAGCUAUGAAAAAGAGGAUAAUGACGAUGAAAGCAUGUUUGAGCCUAUUUCACAAAUGGAUAAUUUGGAUAUCACUCAAUUGGAAAUGGAGAAACCUAUUAUUUGUAUUCAAACUUUUAAAGAAAACGGCUGUAACUUUUCGCUAGAGAAAACAUUGGAGGCGUUGCGUCCAGAAUAUAUUAUACUGUAUCAUUCAGACAUAGCUGCAGUUAGGCAAAUCGAACUGUAUGAAUGUAGGAAGAAACCUGAAGAAUCAGAAACUAAAGUAUAUUUUUUGAUAUAUGACAAAACUGUUGAAGAACAAGCCUACCUUACGACGUUGAAGAGAGAAAAACUAGCAUUCGAAUUAUUGAUUCAAACAAAAAGUGUAAUGGUUGUGCCAUCAUAUCAAGAUGGAAAGUCGGAAGAGUAUUUUAAUUUAAAUGUGGAACACGAUGACAAUUCUGUUGAUACUCGAAAAGCAGGAGGCCAAAAUCAACAAAAAGAGAAGCCCGUCGUUAUAGUUGACAUGAGAGAGUUCCGAUCAGACCUACCUGCACUGCUACAUAAAAAAGGAAUCAAUAUUGAACCUGUUACUAUAGCUAUCGGUGACUACAUUCUUACCUCUGAAAUCUGUGUUGAAAGAAAAUCAAUAUCAGAUCUGAUCGGAUCACUUAAUUCUGGCCGUCUGUAUACGCAAUGCACUCAGAUGUGCAGAAAUUAUAGUCGACCUAUACUUUUGAUUGAAUUUGAUCAGAACAAGCCAUUUAACUUACAGGGUCACUUCGUUAGUUCCACUGAUACAUCUGGCGCGGACGUACAACAGAAACUGCAACUACUCACGAUUCAUUUUCCUCGGUUAAAAUUGGUUUGGUCGCCUAGCCCUUAUGCUACUGCAGAACUGUUUUAUGAACUCAAACAAGGUCGAAAAAAUCCUAACGUUCAAGAGGCUCUGGCUUUGAGUGGCGACAGUACUGCAGAUGAUAUGAAUUAUGAGCGCUAUAAUAUAUUGGUUCAUGACUUCGUACAAAAACUACCUGGAGUCACCACUAAGAACCUUGCAAGAAUCAUGAAUAGGGGCAUUUCGUUAGAUCAUUUAAUAACGCUACCACAGGAAGAACUACAAACAAUGAUGGAAAACAAACAUGAAGCUGAUACUUUAUUUUCCAUACUACACACUAAACCCAAACCGAUUGAUAGCAAUAAAGAUGAAAAACAUUUCGGCAAAAAGAGAUUAACGGGAAAACUGUUUCGAAGUAAAAAAUAA